CCCGUCUCGACUUGCCCUCAUCUGUCCGAAGGCAACGGCUAGAGCUUGCUCUCGCUUGGUCAUUGUUCGGCGCAUCUGGAGCAGAGCUGACCCCUCCGCACGAAGCCUCCCAGCGCUAGCGCACUAGUGGAUCGGCGAAUUGCUCCUGCUCGAAUGAAUGAGGACCAAAACAAUAUGGACGAGGACGAUGUUGUUGUGUGGGAAUGGUUUUCCGACCAUGGACGAUGGCGAGCUUACGAUCCGUCCGUGGUCGUCGAAUUGGAAGCGGCAUAUGGCAGAGAGACUACCCUGGCCCUGGCGGAUGUUGACCCAGCCUUGUCAUCUUAUGAAAUAGAUUUUUCGGCCAUGCAACAGUAUCGGACCACGUCAGGCAAUGCCAGGCCAAUCAGGAGAAGGACGCUACCAGGCAGUUCACCAGCAGGACAAGGUGUUGAAUGGCAGUGGGAAGACAACAGCGGAUGGAUCCAGUAUGACCUAGACACAAGUACAAUAGUAGAGGAUGCCUACAGCAAGAAAUUGCACUCCAUAGACUUGUCAAGGACCAGGUGUCACUUACCUUACAUCAUAGACUUCACUCAGAUGAUGCAGAUACGUAGGACUUCAGGGUUUAAGCGGAAACUACGGCGGGUGGUACUAGCCGAGUCAUAUCCCAAGGUGACCAAUGUUGUGUCACCGAUCGAGGUAUCCAGUGGUAGUGAGAGUCCAGAGCUGAGUGCUGUUUUAGAGGUGGACCCAGGAGUGGUUGAUGAGGCUGUUGUGAAGGAAAGUGAGAAUGCGAAUGUGACGUUAGAAUCAUGCCAGAUUCAAAUGACAGAUGAUGUAGGUGGAGAGCAGCUUUCAGAAGCUGUAGAACUAUCCAGGCCAACAUCGUUAUCAAUAUCGGAACCCAUCAAAGAAACAGACAUAGACAGUGUAAUUUCACCAAGCCCUGCCACAUCAACAACACCAAAUGUGCCUCAGGUAAUGGAGCCGACAUCCACGGGAACUGCAACGCAGAGAGCAGGAAAGAGAACUCACAGCAAGCGAUCUUCUUCUCGUAAAGCCGUAGCAGCGACAAGAGAUGUGCAGGCCACAGUAGCAUGGACGAGUCCAGGAGAUGCGGAUGUUGCCAGUACAAGUUCAGCAGGUUCCUCUACAGGAAGUGCAGGGAGAAGCAGCUUACCAAGAUCAGUGAGCGUACCAGCAUCCAUGGCUUCUGGUCAGUCAAGCGAGGGCAGCAAGAAGCACACCACGGCUAGUCCAAGCUCUGGUUCCGGUCUAGGAAUGCCACCUCUCACCCAGAGUGCGACCAUGUCUCAGCUGGCCACUGCAGCUGCUGCUACAACAUCAAGGAUGAGAAAGUCUCACUCGACACCCUGUACCAUCCAGACUAGGACAGCCAAUGCAGCGGGUGCAAGGCUCAGCCCAGUUAUGACAGCUAUGACGAGCAUUUUGCUCUCCACAGCCUUGCCCGUCAAGCUGGUACCCGUCAGGACACCCAUCUACUCCCCGCCCAACUCUGGAGGGAUCCGCCCGGUGGAGGGGCUCAAACCACGCAAGAAGAAGAGGAAGAUAUCGCUCAGGGGAAAGACGGCGGAGGAAGUGAUUGGGAAAUAUGUUGAGAAAGAGGAGAGCCCUCCUGAUGAGGAAUGUCCUAUAUGUUUUGAGAAGCUGUGCAAUAUAUCACAUUACAACGAGGAUGAGGAAGAGGGAGAAAGUGUUCUUAAACUCGAUAGAUGCGGUCAUCUUUUUCAUCAAAGCUGUCUCUAUGCAAUGUAUAACAGUGGACCAAAGGAUGGUAGUAUACAGUGUCCGACCUGUAAAGCCAUUUAUGGUGUGAAAUGUGGCAAUCAACCUCCUGGGUCUAUGGACUAUCAUGUCAUACCGCAUUCCCUACCAGGAUUCUCAUCAUGUGGGACUAUACGUAUCAUCUACAAUAUACCACCAGGAACACAGGGUCAGGAACAUCCAAGUCCCGGCAGAAGAUAUUCAUCUAGGGGAUUCCCCAGAAUGUGUUAUCUACCAGACAAUGAAAUAGGAAGAAAGAUUCUCCAGCUUCUCAUCAUUGCUUGGGACCGGCGGCUCAUCUUCACCAUCGGCACCUCGGUCACGACAGGGGAACCCAACACCGUGGUCUGGAACGAGAUCCACCACAAGACCGAGUUUGGUUCCAACGUGACGGGCCACGGCUUCCCGGACCCCAACUACUUUACUAAUAUCCUAGGAGAGCUGGCGUCGCAGGGAGUAACGGAAGACUGUCUGGAUGAUUGCUGAGAUGACAUCGCAAGGAGAUGGAAGGAUGUUUGAAGAACAGUUGCGUUGAUAGGCUGAUAGUGAGGAGGCAUGAUAGCUCAGUAGAGCGGUGGUCGAGCAAUCCGGUGACCUGGGUUUGAUCCCUGCUACUUGCACUACUGACCUUGGAAAGGACCUUAUGCUCUUGGUCCUCUGGUGCUUGUUUUAAAGCAUUCUAUUUUUAUUUUUUUUGACAAUCGUAUCAAAUCACCACUACCACUACCGCUUCAUCAAUUUCAUUUCUCAGACUGCAAACAAAACAGUAUUAUCUUGAAGCACACCAUCUGUCAUUGUCUAAAUUCUUUCAAACCUUUGCAUACCUGUUUUCACUUUUUACACAAUUACAACUGUUUCAAAGUCUCUGGAUUUCCUUGAUGUUUGGAUUACCAUGUCUUUAUCAAAUCGUUAUUCAGGUCGAGUUGGAUAAUCGAUCCAACUUUUUUUUCAUGUUUGAUUUUGAUAUGUUCCUGUAGUGCCUAGUAUUGAAUAUUAUGGGUGGGAUUCACACAUGUGGUUUGAAUUUAGACCAUGGACUAUUCUAUUUUGUGAAAAAAUUACACUUCCUUUGGCGCAUGCAUAGGGACAGUGAUUUUCCGUUUCAAAAAAUUGCCUUUUCCGUUUCAGAAAAUCUCAAAUUCCGUUUCAGCAUGUCAGAAAACGGAAAUUCCGUUUCCCCAUAGACUUUGUACACACGGAAAAGUGACAAUUCCGUUUCCACAUUUAAUAGCAAAAUUAGACGUACCGUACACUCGCACUGGUCAAAAUUGUAUCUGCUACUGUACCAACAACACAAUAGAAUCCGUUCUAAUCGGAUCUAUGCGGGUAUAUAUA
Messenger RNA from Lytechinus variegatus (green sea urchin), 3102 nucleotides. RefSeq names its product E3 ubiquitin-protein ligase DTX1-like. NCBI's taxonomy places the organism in Eukaryota, Metazoa, Echinodermata, Echinoidea, Temnopleuroida, Toxopneustidae. Gene Ontology annotation, molecular function: zinc ion binding; ubiquitin protein ligase activity. The record is from RefSeq and is a predicted model, not a curated record. The coding region runs from base 154 to 2253 and encodes 699 amino acids. Gene Ontology annotation, cellular component: nucleoplasm. Gene Ontology annotation, biological process: protein ubiquitination; Notch signaling pathway. The transcript has 10 exons.